Symbiodinium sp. CCMP2592 is the source of this 1917-nucleotide messenger RNA. Lineage: Eukaryota; Dinophyceae; Suessiales; Symbiodiniaceae. The record is from the annotation of a GenBank genome assembly.
AUGGCGUCCCCGACUUCCCGCGAUGCCGCCGUGGACUACAAGGGCCUGGGUCACAAGCAGGCCCAGCCAGAGGCCCGCACUUCCCGCAAGUGGUACAUGGUCGGAGCUGGCCUGGCGCUGCUUGGGGUGGCAGGGGUGGCAGCGAAGGCGGCCCACUCCAAUGGCGCAUUGUUUUCCUCGAGGUCCUUGAAUACAAUUCAAGAGGCUCAGACAUGGGAGGAGCUGCCCGGCAUUGACAAGGUCAUUCGCAAGGCCCAGAGCUUGAAGCAGGACAAGCCGAUGCGCAACUUGCAGGAUCUCUUCUAUGACUCCCAGCCAGAGGAGCUGCCCUGGAUCCGCACGGAAUGCGUCAUUGACACCGUUCAGGCUGCCGCCUACCUUGGUCAGGCUGUGGUGUUCCUCCAUAAGGCCAUUGAUUACGAUGGUCUUGAGUGCCCGAACAACUCGCCGGUUGGAUGCGCUGCCAGCGUUGCAGGCUUCAUCACGUCCAUCAGCUGGAUCGCCUCGUACCUGUCCUUUGCGGCGAACGCCUGUGGCCAGGCUGUCAACAACGGUGCGCUGUGUGCUGGCGACUUCACUGCGCUCAUGGCCAACUUCGGCGAGAUCGCCACCGUCGGCGCCGCUGCCAGGGCGGAUUGCAACUUCGGCAAGAACGCCCUCCAGAUCCUCACGCGCACGGAGACGAUCUCCCCUCCCUGGAAGGAGUUCGUCCCUGCGGGAGCCUCGCCGGCGGUCGACAAGGCCUUGAAGAUCAAGGGCCAUAAGGACCAGCAGCGCAACCGUGAUUACGACAUCGUGCAGUGCGCCGUGGAUGUGACUAACUCCGCUUCCUACAUCGUCCGAGUCAUCCUCCAGAUUCGUGCCGCGGGCAGCGCCUGUGCGGACCCGAAGUCCUGCGCUGUUGGCAUCAUGAACAUCAUCUCCUCCUUUGCUUGGAUCUCCCAGUUCACGGCCCUCGCCGUUUCGGACUGCCAGGUGGGCGCCGACCAGAAAGCCCUGUGCACAGCGGACAUUUCGGACAUGGUGGCAGCGCUCACCAACGGCCCUGCUGCCGGCAUCGCCUCCACCUCGGUGUUACUGUCGCUCGGCUCGCCGGUCCUGGAGACACACGACACUCCGCGUCGGAAGGACGGAUCUCCGAGGGCCGUCAGUGCACCGUCGACACGCGGCGCGUUCGAGCCGAACCGGAGCCAGGCCCUCUCUGACCGUCCGAAGGUGGACCUCGCCCUGAUCGAGCAGGGCAUCUACGAUCCCCAAGAGCAUGCGCACCUCAGAUCACAGUGCAACACCGCUGUGUUUGCUGGAGAGGCGGUGAGCUCCCUCCCAGCAAUCAAGGCGGCAGAGUGUAACCUGGAGAAUCCCCCCGCCGCUGUGAAGCCGCUGCCAAAAACUGGCAGCUUGUUCAAAGAUGGCGCUGCCGCACAGGAAUCGCGGCGUGGUGUCCCCUUGCGGAACCUGCAGUCAUUUAGAAACGUUCACCAGGGCUUUCCUUUGGUUCCUUUGGUCCUAGCUGCCAGACUUCGAUCUGUCGGACCGGAUCGCAAAGGACAGGAUGACUUCAACCAUGUGGCAGGCGGCCAAUUCGGCUCCGGACUUCUGGGUGCCGGGCAAGCUGGCAUGGGACCUGGCGGCUCAGACAAAUGCAGUGAUCGCAAGGGCUCCGCCUUCCGGAUGAGCACUGCCGGCUCCAGCGUGUUACUGUCGCUCGGCUCGCCGGUCCUGGAGACGCACGACACUCCGCGUCGGAAGGACGGAUCUCCGAGGGCCGUCAGUGCACCGUCGACACGCGGCGCGUUCGAGCCGAACCGGAGCCAGGCCCUCUCUGACCGUCCGAAGGUGGACCUCGCCCUGAUCGAGCAGGCGGUGAGCUCCCUCCCAGCAAUCAAGGAGGGUCGCUCCAAUGCCACCCCAGGCUGA